UUUCUUCUACACUUCCCUGCACCUCACAUUCAUUAAGCCACAAACUGAGCAUUUAUCAUCCUUGCAAGAAGACUCUUGAGGGAAGAGCAAAACAUGGCCCUGGAAAACUGUUUUCAACUGAGCUCAGUUUGCACCACUAGAGCUGCCGUGAUGCAAAGCUACCACUUUCGUUUUUCAUCUGUUGAGAAGAUUCAUUUGCCUGCAUUUCGAGGGUUGAACAAACCCAAUCCCUCGUUCUCUUCGUCUUCAUCUUUUGCUCAUUCAUUCAAAGGCAGGUGCCAAAAAUCUAGGCUCAUCUGCAAAGCUCGUGAAGCUGUUGAUCAAGUUGAAGCGGUAACAGAAGCAAACUGGGGAGACGUGGUGGUGCUGGGGAGUAAAACUCCAGUUCUGGUGGAGUUUUGGGCACCAUGGUGCGGACCCUGCCGCAUGAUUGAGCCGGUGAUAGCCGACUUAGCAAAAGAAUAUGGCGGAAAGAUCGCUUGUUACAAGCUCAACACCGAUGAAAGCCCCAACAUUGCGACAGAGUUCGGCAUCAGGAGCAUCCCCACCAUGCUGUUUUUCAAGAAUGGGGAGAAGAAAGAGAGCAUCAUCGGUGCGGUACCCAAGUCUACCUUGUCUGCUAGCAUUAACAAAUAUAUCGAUACCUGAAACAGAUCAAAGUAAUGAUAGCCUGUUCAUGCAAUCCCAGCUUUUAUAUAUACUUCAUUCAAAAUGAACCUUUUGUUUGUUUACUCAUGAUGUGAAUAUUACCAGUCAAAUAUACUUCGCCUUUCA
Hibiscus syriacus is the source of this 774-nucleotide messenger RNA. Its product is annotated as thioredoxin-like. NCBI's taxonomy places the organism in Eukaryota, Viridiplantae, Streptophyta, Magnoliopsida, Malvales, Malvaceae. Gene Ontology annotation, molecular function: protein-disulfide reductase activity; oxidoreductase activity, acting on a sulfur group of donors, disulfide as acceptor. The record is from RefSeq and is a predicted model, not a curated record. The coding region runs from base 94 to 648 and encodes 184 amino acids. The transcript has 2 exons. Gene Ontology annotation, cellular component: cytoplasm.